Messenger RNA from Prorocentrum cordatum, 3537 nucleotides. Lineage: Eukaryota; Dinophyceae; Prorocentrales; Prorocentraceae. The record is from the annotation of a GenBank genome assembly.
AUGUUCCACGCUAUGUUUGGAAUAUUGGCGCAUCUGUGCGCAGCGGGGCUUGUAGGUGCCUGCGCUGAGCACGUGGACCUGCAGCUCAUGCAGAUGUACACAGCAGUUCCCCUGCAUGGCAGUGGGAUCUGGCAGGGAUGCCAUACUUCAACCCAGGGCGACGAGUGUUACGAGAAGGUGGAGUGGGCGAUGCGGACGGGCAUCAAAAAACACCCGGAAUGGUAUCGCCCCCUGACGAGUAAUUCCAGCUUCGAGGACUUCCAGCAGCACCUGCACACAGUGGGCAGGCUCUCUGACGUGUGUCCUAAGCCAUGCGCAGCGGAGCGGUCAGAGGAGCGACAGCGACCGACAGAGUGCCGCACCAGUGUCGAGGGCGACGAGUGCUACGAGAAGGUGGAGUGGGCGAUGCGGACGGGCAUCAAAAAACACCCGGAAUGGUAUCUCCCCCUGACGGGUAAUUCCAGUUUCGAGGACUUCCAGCAGCACCUGCACACAGUGGACAGGCUCUCUGACGUGUGUCCCAAGCCGUGCGCAGCGGAGCAGUCAGAGGAGCGACAGCGACCGACAGAGCAGUUGCGCGUAGUGCCAGAGGAGUGCCGCACCAGUGUCGAGGGCGACGAGUGUCACGAGAAGGUGGAGUGGGCGAUGCGGACGGGCAUCAAAAAACACCCGGAAUGGUAUCUUCCCCUGACGAGUAAUUCCAGCUUCGAGGACUUCCAGCAGCACCUGCACACAGUGGACAGGCUCUCUGACGUGUGUCCCAAGCCUUGCUCUAGGCGGUCAGGGGACCGGCUUCGGACAAGUUCUGGAUCACCGAUGCCAGCAGAUCAAUAUGUUGGAACUCCGAUGCCUACAGCGCUGCAUGUUGGAACUCCAAUGCCAACAGAAAUCCAUGAGGAUGACCUACUCCUGUCGGUCUACCCUGGGUACGAGCAAACCGGUCGUAAUUGUCAGUGUGGAACACCGAUUAAGCAGUUAUCAGAAGAUUUCGCAUCUCUUGAGUUGUGUGCCUCGGAGUGCUCAUUGUUUCCCAAUUGCAAGUCGAUCGGUCUUCACCCUUGGCAAUCUAUUUGGAGAGGCCAAUGCGAUCUUUACGAUGCGGAGUGUGAGGAAACGAAUGGGCAUGACUCCAACACCACCUGUGCCAACCCAGUUCAGCAAGGAGCCCUCAGUGUCAACUUUAACCGGAUACCGACGCCCGCGCCCACGCCUGCACCCACGCUUGCACUCGAUUCUUGCGAUGUCACGGAUGGAUCGUUCAUGAGUUCUUUCUACCCGUGUCAGUGCGGAUCUGAAGUGUGUGUAACCAACGAGGUCUGUUCAGGUGACAGGCGUGGCCUUUCGUGCGCUCCUCCGGGCAUUCUGAAAGUAGAUUGGCCGUGCCUGACGACUUCGAUCGGCAGCAGCUAUUUCGUUUUUGCUGGAAGCAGCACAACAGGAGCGCCAGUGUACAGCAAUACCGAUGGUAACUACAUAUAUUGGGAUGCGUCGUGUGAUGGCAUCGAUCGACCUUUGAUAUACCAGCAGCCACGAUGGAUUCUCGACUCAGACUCACCAAACAUGACAGCGACCAUGGAUUUAGAUUCUGACUCGGCGUGCGAAUAUUUUGGGCAUCACGCUAGUUCUAACUUCAAUGGUGUCCCUCUUGGGAGCACAACGUGGACGUUAGUAUGCGACGGUGCAGUGUCCAACAUGACGGUGAACAUAACUUACGAGACGUAUCUUCCCACCCCAUCGCCGACGAUGGAACCUGGGGCACCGUGCACUUGUGACCAGGACGCAUGUGGCAUGUUUACCUAUAUUGACUUAGAUGGUGAUGGUUGCCUGGUGGAGGCAGAAGUGGACAAAGAAGAGAAUCUCAACGGACACUUUGCCGAGAUGGAUGCGGACGGGGAUGGCUGCGUUACCCAGGCAGAGUGCGGAGACUCGCCGUACUCGCGUGACAUGCCCAGGUUCCCAAUCCAGGGCCCAGCUGAAUGCACCUACGGAUACUAUUUCAUGGAAGACACCAGCGUCUGCCAGCAGUGCCCCGCAGGUGCCACGCGGCGGCGUCGCUCGGAGGGCUGCAGCAACUGCCCGGCGGGCAAAGUGGACUUGGGCGACUUCGACAACUGCAUCUCGGGUGUGUGGCUCACCGAGCCCCUCGCGAUUGGGUCCGACACUGUAUUCGUCAACAAGGCCGAAGACGAGAGCGGGGUCUUGCUGCAGAAGGGCGAUGGGAUCACCAUGUCGACGCGCAACCCUGGCCACUUCGAGAGAUUGGUUAUCGUCGACAAGAUCGGUUUCGAUGAUUCCCAGAGGUUGUCGCCUUACCAUGAGUCCCUGCUUCGGAAGAGUGGACCCUUUUUCGUGCUGGACCACGGCGUGCACGCGGCGUUCAACAAGUACGACGCGAUCGUUUCUGCCUGCACACAGGUCAAUGGGAUCUCGCUUAGCGAGCAGUACCCAUGCGGAUGUGGCAUCGAAAUCUGCGAUCUCGGGUACAGGUGUGACGAGCAGUGCAGUGGGAACAACACGGUCCUCGAUGCCUAUGCGGGCAGCGGCUACGGGAACGGCGGAUGUUGCAUCGGCCCUCCUGCCAUUCCCCUGCCCACCCCGGCCCCGACGGUGUCGGCCAAGGGUGACCCGCAUUUGGUUAACCUUCUUGGCGAGCAUUUCGACGUCAACCACGGCGGGGAGUUCACUUUGCUCCGCAUCCCGCAGGCCGCCGAAAGGGCCGCCGAGGUGCAGCUUCAGGCAACGAUCCGCCCUGAGCACGGGAAGCCAUGCACCACGUACAUCACCGCGGUCGAGCUCUCGGGCGCAUGGAUCGGUGGGUCGGUCGUGCAGGUGCGCUCCUACCUCAGGUCGCACACUAAGAAUGAAAGCGACGAGUUCUUGGGGCUUCGGGUGCUGGAGCCGGGCACGUCGGGAAAUGUUCCGUGGACGAGGCUUGAGGAGUGGACCGAUGGAAACGUUGUUCUCUUCGAGCAUCAGGCAAGGGAAGGCGUCAGGGUGACAAUGUCCAAGUCACAGUGGCGCACCAAGAAGAGCGUAAAGGAAGGAUUGCCGGCCGUGGCUGGGCAGGUUCAGCUCAUGAUCCAGAGCAAGCUUAGCACAGGUUUCGCGAUGAUCGUCGUCCGCCAAGACCUCCCCAUGCAGGAGCACCUGAACUUGGCUGUGCGGCGCUUGAGCGCACUCGGUCGUGCAGACAUUGGCGGGCUUCUUGGGUUCGAUGCGCACGCCGAGUCGCUAGAGGAUGUCACGCCAGAGUGCCAGCGUCACAGGGACGGGUUGGACGCGAAGAGAGGUCCCCACUCAACGCCAGGCUGGAAGGUUCGCUGGCAGAGGAUUAAAGAGCAGCGUGCGAUCACUCGCGUAUCAGACGGGUCAAUGAACGACAACGAAGCGGCUGCCAACCUUAUUGAUAAGAACAUGAUGUGCGUCUGCCCCAUCGAAGAGGAGGACGACUACACCUCGACCCUGAUCGGUGGCGGACGCCAGGGCGUCCUUGCAAAGUUCCAGACUGGCAGGUUUGCGGAGGCCACGUGGGACUGA